UAACGCUAUGAUAGGUUUUUAGAAUGAGUCUCUGAUCUCUCUGGUUCACCUCCAUUCGUUAAAUAUUUAUUCUUUUGUCAUCUGAUUGAUGCGAUCUUUGCAAUGGUUUUUUUUCUCGUGGAUCUGUUUAUCGAAGAUAUUUUCAUAUUUCUUUUCCAUUUGGUCGUUCUGGUUGCAGUCCUUUAUUAUCUUGUUUUCCUUUUCAAGUUUUUCUUAAUUUUGUUACUAUUUUCGCUUAUCUUUCAUUUAUGAUGAUUUUUCUUCAGUGAAUAAGAUCCGCUGUGCGCGUGUCCCGUGCUCUUCUCCAUCCGGUUUCAAGCAGAAAGGCGAAAGUUAAACACUUUGAAAGAAUAAAAACAAAUCAAGGGUUAAAAAAAAAAAACCCUAAAAGUUGCUGCCUCCAAUCCCAAUGGAGGUGAAUCUGUGGAACGACAAGCGUGAGCGGGAGAUGUACGACAACUUCGCAGACCUCUAUGCCAUCAUCAAGGUCACUGAGAAGCUCGAAAAGGCCUACGUUCGAGACAUCAUUUCCUCAGCGGCAUAUGAGCCCGAGUGCCUCAAGCUUAUUGCCCAAUUCAAGACCUUGACUUCCACACUCAAGGACACGGUUCCCAGCGUUGAGCGCUUCGUGGACACCUACAAGAUGGAUUGCCCUGCUGCCCUUAACCGCCUCCUAGUCUCCGGAGUCCCUGCCACGAUUGAACACAGAGCUGCUGCUGCUGCUUCUUCUACAACAUCGGCAUCCGUCGUUGCUGAGUGUGUGCAGAAUUUUAUCACCGCAAUGGACUCAUUGAAGCUUAACAUGGUUGCAGUUGACCAGGUUUACCCCUUGCUUUCUGAUCUUUCUGCCUCUCUUAACAAGCUCAGUAUCUUGCCCCCUGAUUUUGAGGGGAGGGUCAAGAUGAAAGAGUGGAUUUCGAGGCUCUCAAAGAUGGGGGCUGCUGAUGAACUGACAGAGCAGCAGUCGAGACAAUUGCACUUUGACCUAGAGUCGUCUUAUAACUCGUUCAUGGCUGCCUUGCCUAAUGCUGGCACCUGACUUUCGCAUAAGCUUGUAAGUAUCAUGGUUGCAGAUUGGCUAUUUGUAGAUACACUACUGAAGUUGGAAAACUUAGAGUUGGAUAUGCACAUUCAGAGGGCAGUCUCAAGCCAUGGUUGACGAUCUUGCAGGUGUAAUCAUGUAAUCCAUUGUAGUUAUUAUUAUUUGGUUUGUUCGACGUUUAAUGAAAAACAAUCCGUUGUUGGUAUCUUUUGACUGCCCUCUGUGGAUCUCUGUAGUCUCUGUUAGAAUUGUGAUACAUGUAUUGUUUUUUUGGUAACAACUGGUAGAUGUGUGAAGAGGCUACUGUGUAAAAAGCUUUUCAUAAAGGCAUUUUCUCCUUGUUUC
Messenger RNA from Telopea speciosissima, 1387 nucleotides. Its product is annotated as vacuolar protein sorting-associated protein 28 homolog 2. Gene Ontology annotation, cellular component: ESCRT I complex. Gene Ontology annotation, molecular function: protein-containing complex binding. NCBI's taxonomy places the organism in Eukaryota, Viridiplantae, Streptophyta, Magnoliopsida, Proteales, Proteaceae. The transcript has 2 exons. The record is from RefSeq and is a predicted model, not a curated record. The coding region runs from base 410 to 1039 and encodes 209 amino acids. Gene Ontology annotation, biological process: protein transport to vacuole involved in ubiquitin-dependent protein catabolic process via the multivesicular body sorting pathway.